AUGGAGAUCAGACAGAAAGCCAUCAGUUGUUUCCCAGAUUCCAGGAUGAGUCGCAAGUCCCAAGCCACCGCCCAAAGCUCCUUCAGGUGCCAAGUGUGCGGCAAAGUGUUCGGCCAACAGGGUCAUCUGUUCAUUCACAAGAAUGUCCACGCGGAGGUGAGGCCCUUCGGAUGCGACACCUGCGGCAGGCGCUUCAGUCAGAAGGGAAACCUCCUUCGCCACUCGCUCUUGCACACCAACCAGAAGCCCUUCGGAUGCGGCGUCUGCAGGAAGUUCUUCGUGCAAAAGGCUCACUUGGUGAAACACGUGUGGUUCACAGGCCGAGGCUGGCUGCCCUGA
Messenger RNA from Penaeus vannamei (Pacific white shrimp), 339 nucleotides. The record is from RefSeq and is a predicted model, not a curated record. NCBI's taxonomy places the organism in Eukaryota, Metazoa, Arthropoda, Malacostraca, Decapoda, Penaeidae.